AUGGCGAAACCAUUAGGGAGAGAUUGGUACAAAUUACCUUCCAAUGAACAAUUUUACAGUAAAUUUAUAGAAACCAAGGAUUCCUGCAAAGGUAAAACUUCCGUGGAAGGAGUAAAGGAUCAGCUGGAAAAGAAUAUGCGGCUUACGGGUUAUGCAGAGGACCUUAUAGGGGCGUGGUGUUAUAUAGCAAGAAUGGACACGGGAAAGCCAUUAUACAGUGAACGUUGUAACUUCCUAUAUUAUUACAUAGGAAGUAAAAUACCUAAGGAUCAAGAAGGGGAUUCAUUCCAUGAACAUAUGUAUAAUGUUUACAAUGCAUUAGAGAAGUUGAAUGUUGGGAAUAAGUGUACCUUUAGGUCCACUGAUAACAUUAGCUGGGACUUCUUCAUGAAAAGAAAAAAAGUACAUGACUUUCCUUACGAUUAUCCAACUAUAAAGCAACAGUUUGAGGGGAAUGGGCGUUCAUGUGAUGAGGGGUAUUACCAACAUCUGAAGGAAGUUGUUGAAGCAUUUCAAGCUGUACUUACUGAUUGCAAUGGCAAAAAUAAAACGACUACAUAUUGUUCGUGGUUCAAAAAUACCUAUGAUGUAAGCAAUGAGCAGAACCCACUAACAUUAAAAAACGCGUCAGAGGAAUCUUCAGGGAGUAGUAAAAUUUAUAGGGACAUCCACUUAGAAUUAAAGUUUGCACCUAAAACAAAUACUACAGCCGCCGCCGCUGCCAUCUCUUCCAUCUUAGGAGCAGUAGGACUACCUGCAUUAGCUGCUCUAUUUUUAUAUAAGGGUGGACAUACAUGUAAGGAGAGCAGCACAUGGAUAUCAGGUAUAAAGGAUAUUUUAAAUGGUAACUUAAAGGAAUUUGUACCUGAUGCGCAAUGUAACGAUGAGGAAGAAUGUGCCACUAAAAUUUCCCAAGCUUGGUGCUUAAUAUCUAACAUCAGCGCCACGGGAAGUACAGGAAGUCUCACACCUCGUCCGCCCUGUAAGGUGGGGGUGGUGUGUAACUUUUUUUUCUAUUGGUUAGGAGGUACAUUAUGUGAUCGCUUGAAUGCAUGGAGUUCAUUUAAGACUAUUAUGGAGCAAAUCUACAGUAAAUUGGAGGAAUCCGAUGGGCACUGCGCACACAACAUUGUGUAUAAUACUAUAGACAAAAAUUCCCUUAGGAGGAGAAAAAAAGUCUUCGAUUAUUAUUACGAUUAUAAAACCAUAUGGAAGCAAAUAAAAAAAUCACCCUCUGACGGGACCACUUGUGCUGAGAAAUAUAAACAAUAUCUGAGUGAUGCUAAUACAGCUUAUAGGCAGGUAAGUUCGAAUUGCCCAAAGAGUUCAGACGACUUCUGUACUAAAAUUGUAAAUAAGUUCAAGGAUGGUACUAUCCCACAACCAUCAGAACUAGAGUCUAAAGCUACGGGGGGGAAAGACACUCCAUCAGACGGAAUGGACGAAGUAAAUCUCCUUUCCUGUUUGGAUCAGCUGUCUUCAGCAAGUCAGGCAACAAUUACUUCAUCAUUACAACAGGGAGCGUCAGAACAUCAUUCAGAAUCACCAUCAUCACUACCACAGGGGGGUAAUGAUAGUGGUAAUGGUAUCGUACCUGGUGUGGUCACUUCUGCAUUUGGCACACUAGUCGGUCUACCAACACUCGCCUUCUUCCUUUAUAAAGAGGCAAAUUUGAAGGAAUUAUCUUCAAGUAAACAUUUUUACAGUAAACUCGGGAAAAAGAAUGACCCCUGUAAUGGUGAAUCUUCGGUGCAAGGAGUAAAGGAUUAUCUGGAGGAUAAUAUGAAUCUUGCCGCUUAUGCAGAUGACUUUAUAGGGGCGUGGUGUUAUAUAGCAGGAAUGAGCGCGGGCGAUACAUUAUAUGGGGAACGAUGUAGUUUUCUAUAUUAUUACAUAGGAAGUAAAAUACCUAAGGAUCAAGAAGGGGGUUCAUCAUUCUCCGACCUUAUGAACGAACUUUACACUGCAUUAAGGAGACUGAAUAACGGAGAUCACUGUGACUAUAGGAAUACGGAUAACAUUAACUGGGACCUCUUCAUGAAAAGAAAAAAAGUAUUUGAUUUUACCCAUGACUACCAAACUAUAAAAUCACAGCUAGGAAGUCAUGGCCGUUCAUGUGAUGAGGCAUAUUACCAGCACCUGGACCAAGCUGUUAAAUCUUAUGAGGCUGUACAUAAAGAUUGUGAAAAUAAGUCUAAUGAUGAGUACUGUGUGAAAUUCACAAAGGAGUAUGGAGAAUACAGUAAACAAAGGGAGCUGAAAUUUGAGUCUAAGACGGAAUGUUUACGAGACCCCCCACAGGGCAUAAAAGGCACUAGUUGCCCCUUAGAACCAGGAUCUGGAAACGGUGUUAAAAUAUACAAGAACGUUCGGUUAGAAUUUACUCCUAUAUCAGAAGCCCACCGAGGAUCUUACACUAAUACAGCUGUACUUGAGGACAAUAUCAUAACUGCGGUAUAUUCAUCACUCCUCGGAAAAGUGUAUAAAACAUUUGAACAUAAUGGUGGCAAACAAACAUGUCCGAACAUCGGCACCUGGGAAACAGAAAUAGGGAUUAUAUUGAGAAAUAAAUUAAAUGACCUUUCGGAUGCUAGUACAUAUGGCAAGGAAAUUGCGCAUGCUUGGUGCCUCUUAUCUACAGUAAAUACAGCAGGUCAUCCAUGCACGGAGAAGCUGUGUAACUUCUUUUAUUUUUGGGUAGGGGACAAAUUAAGUAUGAAUUUGCAAACAUCCGGGUUAUUUAAAAACAUUAUGCAAGAAAUCUGUGAUAAAUUAAAAAGCUUUGGUGGCGAUCAUUGCACCUGUAGAACUAUGCACAAUAAUGUUGGAUGUGGUGAUUUCAAAUAUAGAAAAACUGUAUUUGAUUAUUACCACGACUAUAGGAAGAUAUGGGAACAUCUACAAAAGAAUGGCACCACCUGCACUAAUGCUUAUGACAAUUACCUAAGUGCAGCUCAUGACGCCUAUAGACCAAUAAAAGCAGAGUGGGACACGGGGGAAUAUUAUAAUCUUUGCCAUUUUCUGUACUUUUGGAUAAGUGAUCAAAUAAAGGACAAAUUGAACAGUCAUGAUCUGAGCACAGUUAUAACCUCACUUUACGGCAAUCUGGAAAGUGUGUCAUGUACUAAUAAUUGUAAGAACAUAUAUCCUUCAAUGAGUAAGACCAUUUUCACUCCAAGGAAAGCAGUAUUUGAUUACGCCUACAAUUCUUAUACCUUACAAAAGAACUCAGGGGAAUAUACACAAUUAUGUGAUCCUGAGUGUGCCACACACUUAAAGGAACCUGCAUCCGAAUAUAACACUGUGAAUAGCAUCUGUACUAGUGGUGAUGUUGAUCGUGAUGAGUACUGUAAGGAAUAUAAGGACGAAUAUAAAAAUUACUUCGGGACAGAAAAACUGCAAUUAACGUGCACUUCAGCACCAGGAGUAGGGGUGGUACUAGGAGUAGGGGUUGCACCAGGAGUAGGUGUUGCACCUGGAGUUGGUGUUGCACCUGGGGUAGGAGUUGCUCCAGGGGUAGGGGUUGCCCCAGGGGUAGGGGUUGGUCCUGCUACUGGUGGUAGUGGUAACAGCACCAUUACAACUAUUUCUUCUAUACUUGCCACCACAGUAGGAGUACCUGCAUUAGCAUUCUUCCUAUAUAAGGUGACUGCUUUAAGCACCUUAUCAAAGAAAGGAGCAGAUCAUAAUAAUAGGAAAAACAGGGAAAUUGACACCUCAGAUGGUAGUAUGAGCACAUUAUUAACACGUCCAACUGAUAUACCAACACCAUCAUCAGAAGAUGGGGAUGACUUCCUCUCUAGCCUAAGUGGGAGUUCCCUCGAAGAGGCCAUGUCAUAUAGGGAAUUACAGAAAUUAAAAUCCACCAACAGCAACAAUAAUAAUCUAUCAGAGAAGGUACGACGUGGAAGAAGCAAGGGAAUACAACAAAAUAAAGGAAUAGGGACAAAAUUCAAAGAGUGUUGUAAAAGGCUCACACAUUUUAAGAGUAGAAAUAAAAUAUUUUUAAUCCUUUUACUGGCCACUUCAGUUAUUUACCCUAUAGCUCUGUUCUCCAUGAUCCUGAUUUCUGUGGUUUUCAGUAUAAUUAAUAAUAACACAGCAUUGUUUUAUAUAUGCUUAAUUGCAAUUCCUUUAAUCAUGGGAUUAAUCUAUUUUGGCAUAUUGCUAUGGUUCUAUCAAUCCCUGUUCUAUAAUACAUUCAAGGGUAAUGGGGAAAAUUGUAAGGGCAAUAUUGAAAGUUACCAGAGCAAGAAAAGUACGUUCAAAGAUGCACUGGGAAAGUACCUCCCAUUUAAAAAUGAGGAAGAGAAGGUCAUGAAUGCCUAUUGUACAGCAUGUGAAUGGAGUGAGCGACCGGAGGAUUUUGGGGAUACUCCCUGUUAUUUCUAUUAUUAUUGGGUGGGAGGUACAUACUGGAACGGCUCGCCUAAGAAAAAGUUGCCGGAGGUCCUAGAAUAUAUUUACAGCACGCUAAGGACGCAUGUCAAGGAGGGGGAGUGCAAUGUUAAAUACAACGAUGUUGAGUGGGAACUAUUCAAACAGAGAAGAACAAUAUUCGAAUAUUAUUACGAUUAUAGUACCAUAGAACAGUAUUUACUGAGGAAUCAUAAGCCCAAUUGUAAUCAGGGAUGGUUGAGUUACCGAGAGAAAGUUCAUAAAGCAUGUGCAGCUAUAAGAGCCGAUUGUGCACAAAAUGGGAAACAGAAGAGGGAUCCAUAUUGUAAAGACUUCAAUAGUAUGUACAAGGCAUAUUGUGAUAUGGCGAAACUGUUAGAACAAAUGUGUGAAUUAAUGACUGAACUGGAAAAUACUAACAAAAAAAAUGGGGAACUUGCCUCUCUGAAUGGAGAAUUACAGACCUUCAAGGACACAUGUUCCUCUGAGAAGAAGGACCUAGAAGCGAAGAACCAGCUUGCAACAAAAUCAGCAUCCUUAGCAAAAGACGAAGCCGUAAGUAAAGCUACCACCAAUGCAACCGUCUCCUCUAUACUCGGCACAUUAGGACUAACAGUCUUUCCAUACCUACUAUAUAAGAGUGAAUGGAAAGAACAUUACCGGAAUGACAAACAGAACAGACUACAUGUUAGUAGUGAUAUUCCAUCCACGGACAGUCAUAAAAAGGUGUUGUGGAAGCGGUGGGUUGCAAAACAACAUGACCUUAUGGAAUGGAACAGUCAAAAAACAGAUUGGUUCAAGCACCUAUUGGACAACAUUGAAGAGGUGAACGGGGCGGACGAGUUAUAA
Messenger RNA from Plasmodium coatneyi, 5247 nucleotides. Its product is annotated as KIR protein. The coding region runs from base 1 to 5247 and encodes 1748 amino acids. The transcript is spliced from 9 exons. NCBI's taxonomy places the organism in Eukaryota, Apicomplexa, Aconoidasida, Haemosporida, Plasmodiidae. The record is from RefSeq and is a predicted model, not a curated record.